AUGAUAUUGGUGGUUGUGGCGCUGUUUGUAAGUUACAUCAAGGAUCUGAGUAGCUUUACAGCUGCACAAUUUCUUACCUCGUUACAAGUUGGCCCAAACUGCGUCGGCUCGAGCAUCAAAGCCGCUUUUACCUUUGCAGGCAUGAUGCGUUUUAAGAGGGCCAAGGAGAUUCUCGAUCGCAUGGACAAACGUUGCAAAACUUCUGAAGAGCGUGAGCUGCUUCAUCGAACUGUGGCACUGUGCAAUCGAUGCUUCAUGUGCUAUCAGUUCAUGUACUCGUUCUAUGCCAUUGCCACGUUCCUCGCUGGCAGUCUUGCGGGUCACCUGCCCUGGAAGUUCUACAAUCCCUUCAUUGAUUGGGAAGCAAGUAAACUUCACUUUUGGUUGACUGCCUUUAUGGAGUAUCUUUGGAUGUGUGGAAUUGUGAUGCAGGAUCAAAUUGCGGAUGUCUAUCCCGUUAUCUACUUUUUGAUACUACGAACUCACAUCACAAUGCUCAAGGGGCGUUUGCAACGUCUGCGGUUAGAUCCAACGAUGACAGAGGAAGAGAACAACGUGGAGCUCAUCAAAUGCAUUGAAGAUCAUCAAUUGAUCAUCGAAUACUGCAACAAUUUGAGACCUGUCAUAUCUGCCACGAUUUUUGUACAAUUUUUACUUUGCGGCCUCGUCAUCGGUUUGGCCAUAAUUAACAUUAUUUAUUUUUCAAACUUUUGGAGUGGCCUCGGCACAGCUGUUUUCAUUUGUGAUCUGCUAUUGCAAACCUUUCCCUUCUGUUACAUUUGCAACUUGAUUAUGGCCGAUUGUGAACAACUCACAUAUUGUCUCUUUCAUUCCAAUUGGUUGUCAGCAGAUCGUCGCUAUAAAGCUACAUUCUUAUACUUUUUACAAAAUGUUCAGCAACCCAUCUUUAUGACAGCCGGUGGUGUAUUUAUCAUAUCUUUGGGCACAAAUAUAACCGUUGCCAAGUUGGCAUUUUCGGUGGUCACAUUUGUAAAGCAAUUAAAUAUUGCCGAGAAAUUCAUUGAGUGA
Messenger RNA from Drosophila innubila, 1029 nucleotides. Its product is annotated as odorant receptor 42b-like. The transcript has 3 exons. The record is from RefSeq and is a predicted model, not a curated record. Gene Ontology annotation, molecular function: odorant binding; olfactory receptor activity. Gene Ontology annotation, cellular component: plasma membrane. Lineage: Eukaryota; Metazoa; Arthropoda; Insecta; Diptera; Drosophilidae. Bases 1 to 1029 code for a protein of 342 amino acids. Gene Ontology annotation, biological process: detection of chemical stimulus involved in sensory perception of smell; sensory perception of smell.